AGGGUUCUCGUUCUGCAUCUCUAAAUUGAAAUCAUGGGUCGUCACCGUAGCGGCGGGGGAAAAAGAAUUUCUAUCCUUUUUGCUUUUUCCCUCAUUUCCUUUCUCUUGCAAAGCAUUUGUUGAAGGCAGAAGCGGUUAUUUUGCUGGCGUUGAGUUUCACGACGGAGAGCAAAUAAGCUUUUGUAACUUUCUGCCAAAUGGAAGGUUCUUAGCCUUCUCUCUCUCUGUGAAUUCUUCACUGCAAAUCAAACACUACGUCGUCGUCGUCAUCAUCUUCCUGGUCUUUCUUACUUUAUCACUAAAGCUGAUCCAGCAGCUACUUCAGGUAAGUGUAAAUCUCUUUCUUUGAGCCUCACUUUCUACAUUUCUUCUGUGUUCAGGCCUUCUAUUUUUCACGCUGUGCUUUAGGUUAGUUAUUCCUUGUAAUUACUUCAGAUAUUGAGUAUGUUUUGGAGUUCUAAAUCUCCUUUAAGAGUUUUGAUUUGGUUGGAAAAUGUUUGGUCUUUUAGACUAUGAACUCUUCUACUUGAUAAAUUACCUGAGAUUUAUGACUAUUUGAGAAAUAUGUUUAUGGGUUAGUACCUACCUAUAUGUCUGUGAUUGCGUGCACAAACUGUGGGAUAGAUAUUCAUUGAGAAUUGGUUUUUUGAUUUUGAGCUCCUUGCAGUGAAUUGGAUUUUUUUUUUUUUAAGUUGGUUAUAUCUUUGGCAAUUUAUUGUUCCUUAAUACUUGAAAGGGUCAAUUUUUACUCACUCUUGGCUUUAUCCCUUAAUGGUAUUGUCUUUAGAUUAGAAGAUUUCAACUACUUUAAAUGCUUGUUACUGUAUAGGCUACUUUUACAAUUGUCAUGAAUUUGGGUUUGUGUACUGUUUGUAUUUUGGAUUGGUGGCUUUUAGAAGAUAAUUAGGUUUAGAUAUGUUGAUUACUGUAUAGGAGAAUCUUGAGAUUGUAAUUCAGAUAGUUUUUAUGGGAUGGUCUGUUUUAGACUGGCCGGUUUAUCAAAUUUGUUGGCUUUCUCUUUUUAGAGUUUGGUUCUUAUGUUGUUAUUUUCAUCUUGUUGGUCUUCUGUUUGAAUUUUCAGAUUAAAAGGAUAGAAUUGUGUCAAUUGUCCUUAAUUAAGCAGGUUUGGGCAUAUAGAAAGGAAAAAGGAGUUGGAGUUUUGUCCGAAAUUGUGAUGUCUCCGCCACUGCUUGGUGCUGGGGAGGAAGCGAAUCAGAGUAACAUCACUUUGUUGGCUUCUCCGGCCUCCUUGGACCAUAAUAUAUGUCAAAACAUCUCGGGACUGAAAGAGCAUAACUACAUGGGGUUGUCUGAUUGUUCUUCCGUAGGUAGCUCUACAAUAUCCACCACAUCGGGAGACAAUAAUGGCUGUCUGAAUUUGAAGGCCACAGAACUGAGGCUUGGGCUUCCUGGAUCCCAGUCUUCAGAGGGGGAUUCAGAGUUUUCCUUGCUGUGCUCGCCAAAUCUCGAUGAGAAGCCAGUUUUUCCUUUGCAUCCUUUGAAGUAUGGUAAUUAUUUGUUAUCACAUAAGACGGUUGGUCCUGGCAACAAAAGGGGUUUCUCAGAUGUUAUGGAGGGUUUUGCAGAGGGAACAUUUCUUGUCAGUUUGGAGGUAAAUGUGAUACUCUCACCCAGGCCUUCCCUGAACUCAGUUUUGAAAUCAGAUUCUGUGAAAGAAAACACUGGAACCCAACCACCCAAAACAAAAGAAAUCGUGUUGGCACUGCAAAUAACAACAGCAGUGCACCUGCUACAAAGGCACAGGUUGUGGGUUGGCCGCCUGCUAGAUCGUUUAGGAAGAACACAUUGGCUUCUACUUCAAAGAAUGCUUAGGAACAUGGACGGUGCUCCUUAUCUAAGGAAAGUGGACCUGAGAUCAUACUCUUCAUAUCAGGAGCUCUCUUCUGCCCUUGAGAAGAUGUUUAGCUGCUUUACCAUAGUUGACCUAUUUUACAGUUUCAAAUGGUACAGCAAUCGUCAGUAUGGGUCUCAUGGACCUCCAGGUAGGGAUAUGCUGAGUGAGCGCAAGCUGAAGGAUUUACUGCAUGGACCUGAGUACGUCCUUACUUAUGAGGAUAAAGAUGGGGACUGGAUGCUUGUUGGUGAUGUCACUUGGAGUAAGCUCCGAUUCCUUACAUUUGUUCUGUUAAUUGUACCUUCUUGUUGCCAUAGAUUUUACUGAUGAUUGAUUGGGUACGCAAAUAUGGUUUCUGUCACACUAGUAUGAUAUCACUACUUUUCAGGGCUUAAAAGAAAGUGACGAAGUGGCUAGUUUUGGAGGGGCUGCCUUGGGACUAUUAG
Messenger RNA from Ilex paraguariensis (yerba mate), 2301 nucleotides. The record is from the annotation of a GenBank genome assembly. NCBI's taxonomy places the organism in Eukaryota, Viridiplantae, Streptophyta, Magnoliopsida, Aquifoliales, Aquifoliaceae.